Messenger RNA from Vollenhovia emeryi, 2282 nucleotides. Its product is annotated as KH domain-containing, RNA-binding, signal transduction-associated protein 2-like. NCBI's taxonomy places the organism in Eukaryota, Metazoa, Arthropoda, Insecta, Hymenoptera, Formicidae. Gene Ontology annotation, biological process: regulation of alternative mRNA splicing, via spliceosome. The coding region runs from base 136 to 1407 and encodes 423 amino acids. The transcript has 10 exons. Gene Ontology annotation, cellular component: nucleus. The record is from RefSeq and is a predicted model, not a curated record. Gene Ontology annotation, molecular function: mRNA binding.
GCCAUUACGGAUUCCUUCGCGAAGACGCGUUACUGCGAGAGGCGAGAGUGCGAUAUUCCGACGAGUAUCCCGUAACGCGAGGGAACCAGGCGCCCCGUUGAGACCCAUCGAACGAGGAUUCGGAACACGUCGAACAUGGACCUGGACAGAUCGAGUAACGGCGAGUACAAGUAUCAGAGAGACGAGGAUGCCGACGAUAAACCCAGGUCGUUGGACGAGUCGGAGGAGAAGGACCACCAGAUCGACAAGGCCGGCGAGUACAUGCACGAGCUCCUGCAGGAGAAGGUCGAGCUGGAUGGCCAGAAAUGGCCCAACGCCAUCCGGUUGCUGGACCAAGAGAUUCAGAAAACGGAAACCAUGCGAAGACCAAUGAGAGAAUCGAAGUAUGUGGAUAUUUAUCGUGAAAAGCAUGUUCGCGUCUCUGUCAAAGUCCUGAUACCUAUUCGUGAACAUCCCAAGUUCAACUUCGUUGGGAAAUUGCUGGGUCCGAAAGGCAAUUCCAUGAAACGGCUGCAAGAAGAGACAAUGUGCAAGAUGGCAGUGUUAGGCAGAGGAUCGAUGAAAGACAAGCAGAAAGAAGAAGAACUUCGUGCUUCCUUGAAUUUGAAAUACGCCCAUCUUUCCGACGAUCUACACGUGGAGAUUACGGCUAUUGCCCCACCGGCAGAGGCUUACGCUCGCAUCGCUUUUGCGCUCGCCGAAGUACGGAAAUACUUAAUACCAGAUAACAAUGACAAUAUACGUCAAGAACAGAUGCGCGAGAUGGAGAUGAACAUGACUGACGACACUGUCUCGAAUGAUCGGAGAGGACCAUCGAUGAGAGGACCUUCCAAUCUUGGCGUUGGUAAUGUACCGAGGCCCGCUGCGAGACAGACCUUACCUAGAACGUCAAGAGCUAUUCUUCCUCCGCCGCCUGUGAAUCGUGGGCCGCCCACUCGACCUGCACCUAACAAAUCGAAGGUGUUCUCGAUCUUGGAUCGUGCAAGGGCUGCUAUGGAUCAAAGUUAUAACUAUGAUACUCAAACUCCUCCACCAGCGAACCGUGCUGGAUCGCAUCACGAUUAUGAAUAUCACGGAUCAUCAGGAGGUAAUAACGCUCGAUACAAUGAUCGUCAUUAUACUGGGUCGAAUUCUGGAUACACGACUUACGAGUACGAUGAUGACUCUGCGCCACAUUCUUCACGCGAUUAUUACGAAUCUUCGGACUAUCCAGAGGAGUCGUCGAGCCGCGCUUGGAAAUCUUACAAGACCACAACGACGUCAGGCGCAGCUUCGCGCUACCGCACCACCCCAUAUACACGACCUUCCAAUGUUGUUGCUAAUCCAUUGACGGCUAAUCUUCCUAAUGCCCGGCGGCCUAUGAUGCCCAAUAUGCAGAAACCAAUAAACGAAAGAAAUCGUCCUUAAUCGAUUGGCGACACGAAGGCUAAUACGAUUAUUUUUCGUGGCCACUGGAUAAACAGGAACAUAAAACUAAUCCAUAAUUAAAGUGCAUCCAAAAAUUUGCAUCAAAAUUUUCAGCCGAAAUUCCUAUUAAAUUCAAUAUUCGUGACCAUAAACGCGAUAUAUUAUAUAUUUAUCCCUUUGACAAUUCUACUCAACCCUUUGUAGUGUAAUUUUGAAGGUCCUGAGUGUUUUCUAUAAAAUUAUUAAUUUUGUUUCCUCAGUCCUAUUCCUAAAAUUUUCGACGACAGAUGGAUUUAAUCAUUGACAAGAAGUAAAGGACCAAGAGGAUGGAUGGAAUAAUUCAAAGUAAAAGACUCAAAAAAACUUUGAAUAAUGGAUUAAUAUUGCAUAAAGUGAAACUAAUAUUAAUAUUGAAAUUAAUAUUGAUAAAGUGAAAGUGACAUUAUCAGCUUCAUAUAAUCAUACACUUAAUGUUAUAUUUACAAGUUAAGUUUAAAUUAGAGGCUAAAGAAUUCUUACGGUCUUUUUUUUGUACUUAAUGUUUAUUAUGAUUUGAAAAGUAUGUAAAUGACACAUUAAAAAAUAGGAAAUUAAUGUUUAAUUUACUGAUUUGCGAUCAAAUUAUAUGUUUAUAUUCUUCAUUUGCAUGAACAAGAUAUAGCCGAAUAUACGUAUUGAAAUAUUUGAAAUAUCAAGAUAAAAUUGCAUUGUAAAUAGAACAAACUAAAUUAAUUUAAAGUACAUACAAUGCAAACUAAAAUUAUAAAUUGAUAUACAUGAAUUUAUUAUAAUAAUAUGAUACUAUAUUAUCUGCUUAACAUGCACAGCCUCUAUUGAUUAAAAUAAAAAUGCAUAAUGUAGAUUUACAAAACAUA